AUUAAGAGGCAUUAGACUACUCUGUGCUGCAGAGGCCGGAGUCAUCCUGCUGACAGAUAUCUGCUGCUUCUACUGCUGAGCUGCUAUGGAUGCUGUGCAACAUGUCUUCAAGGGGACUUUCAUUCAUUCAUCUUCUAGUUGUGACUGUGAGGUAAAGGAGAACCACAUCCUGGGUACAGACAGCUCUGGCAAAAUUUUGUUCUUUGAAGAUGCCCAGAAUCAGACAAGAUUGGCUCAGAAGUGGGGAUUUGAUGAAAGCAACAUUCAAGAACUUGGCAAGAAUGAAUUCUUUAUGCCAGGAAUGAUUGAUACCCAUAUCCAUGCACCCCAGUAUAUGUUUAUUGGAACCGGAAUGGAAAGGCCUCUUCUGGAGUGGCUGGCAUGUACUACAUUUCCAACAGAAGAUAUAUUCUCAGAUGCAGAAAUUGCUAGGAAUAUAUACAAUGCCGUUGUGAGAAGAACGUUGAGAAAUGGCACAACAACAGCUUGUUACUUUGCUACCAUACAUACCGAUGCUUCCAUCUUGCUGGCUGACAUUGCAAGUCAGUAUGGUCAAAGGGCAUUUAUUGGAAAGGUUUGCAUGGAUCGUAAUGAUACAUAUGAGAAAUAUAGUGAAACUACUGAAGAAUCUAUCAGGGAAACGGAAAGGUUUGUUGAAGUUCUGAAAAAGAAAAAAUAUAACAGAAUAAAACCCAUUAUAACUCCUCGGUUUGCAAUAUCCUGCAGUGAAAAGUUACUGAAGGAGCUUGGCAAGUUUGCUGAUGAGCAGGACCUACAUAUACAGAGUCACAUCAGUGAGAGUCCUGCAGAAAUUAAAGAGGUCCUGAAACUGUUUCCUGAUUACAAAAAUUAUACUGAAGUGUAUAAUAGAAAUAAACUUCUGACAAAUAAGACAGUUAUGGCUCACUGCUGCUACCUGACCAAUGAGGAGCUACAUGUGUUUAGAGAAAGGGGUACGGCAAUAUCCCAUUGUCCUAAUUCUAAUAUUUCAUUGUGCAGUGGUCACCUUGAUGUUCGAAAUGCUCUAAAUCAUAAAGUAAAAGUGGGGCUUGGGACUGAUAUUGCAGGUGGCUAUUCCAUAUCGUUACUAGACACUAUCCGGAAAGCAAUUGAAACUUCAAAAAUUCUUUUCAUGGAAAGAUCAAAAAGAGAACAGGACAAUAAUCUUAUAGAAGGCAAGAAGAAAGGAAAGAUUACACCAAAUCGAAUAAUUGCAGAUACACAAAAUGACCCAAUAAAAACUGAAAAUAGUCAUCACGUUUUAACUUACAAGGAAGCAUUCCGACUAGCAACUCUUGGAGGUAGUGAAGCUUUGAGCAUUGACCACAUAACAGGAAACUUUGAAGUUGGCAAGGAAUUUGAUGCACUACUCAUCAACAAUGAUGCUAAAGACAGCCCAUUUGAAGUAUUUUCUCCUAUCUCUACAGAGGAAGUGCUGCAACGAUUCAUUUACCUUGGUGACGACAGGAACAUCAAAGCUGUUUAUGUGGCUGGAAGAUGUGUGGUUCCAUUUACUAACAAUAACUAGAAUUAAACUAACAUUUUAUUUGAGUUAAGAACAAUACUUUUUUAUUAAAAUAUUAAUUUACUGUUCUAUACACAUUUUUAAAGUAAUUUUUAAGGUAUAUUCACACAACAG
This is a messenger RNA of Bufo bufo (common toad), 1639 nucleotides long. RefSeq names its product guanine deaminase (gene GDA). Gene Ontology annotation, cellular component: cytosol. The transcript has 15 exons. Bases 86 to 1528 code for a protein of 480 amino acids. The record is from RefSeq and is a predicted model, not a curated record. Gene Ontology annotation, biological process: guanine catabolic process. Lineage: Eukaryota; Metazoa; Chordata; Amphibia; Anura; Bufonidae. Gene Ontology annotation, molecular function: zinc ion binding; guanine deaminase activity.